AUCAUAUUGUACAACGUCUCACAUGCAGCCUAAUUUUACUGAUAUUGGCCACUUACAGGUACACACUUCCUGUAGUAAGUUCAUGACACCGGCCUCAGAGAGCCUAGAGAGGGGAGACGGCGACUUGCAAGAUUCGGACCACACUCAAAAAAUGCAAAAUAAUCGCUUCAAGUUAGCAAUUUGUGCUGGAGGUAUUUUCGUGUGUUACUUUUACUACGGAAUUAUUCAGGAAUCAGUAACAAAGGGGAAAUAUGGAGAGGGAGAAAACCAGGAGAAGUUCACCUUUACUCUGUCUUUGGUGUUUAUGCAGUGCAUUAUCAAUGCUUUGUUUGCACAGAUUGCAAUAUCUGUGACAUCUCCGGGUCUUGAUAAAACUCCCAGCAGCCUGUACGCCAUAUGCUCCCUGUCCUACCUUGGCGCUAUGCUGGCCAGCAACCAUUCACUCCAACACAUUCCAUAUCCCACCCAGGUUCUGGGCAAGUCAGUGAAACCUAUUCCUGUGAUGAUUUUGGGUGUUCUGGUUGCUAGGAAACGAUACCCUUUGUUGAAGUACCUGUUUGUGUUGAUGAUAGUGACUGGGGUGGCCUUGUUCAUGUACAAGGACAAGAAGCCAAAAAGCGGCCAGGAGGAACAUAGCUUAGGAAUGGGAGAGAUCCUACUGCUGGUCUCCCUGACCUUGGACGGCCUCACUGGAGGAACGCAGGACAAAAUGAGAUCAGAAUACAGCUGUAAAUCCCACGCCAUGAUGUUCAAUGUCAACAUAUGGUCUGUGCUCUGGCUCACUCUAGGUUGGCUUCUGACUGGAGAGGCAACAACAUUUAUUGGUUUUGCCCAGAGACACCCCUCUGUCCUCAUGAAAAUGUUCACCUUUUCUGUAGCCAGUGCAUUGGGCCAGAACUUCAUCUUUAUCACGGUGACAUCAUUUGGACCUCUGACCUGUUCUAUUAUCACGACAACGCGAAAGUUCUUCACCAUUCUAGGCUCCGUACUUAUUUUCGGUAACCCUAUGGUAGGACGGCAAUGGAUAGGAACUGUCUUGGUUUUCAUUGGUCUCUUUUUGGACUCUAAGUAUGGCAAAGAGAAGAAAGUUGCCAAAUCUUGAUGAUAGGUUGUACCUUAGUUGUUCUUCGUCUUGGGGCUUUAAAGGAAAUCAGAUAAAGCUUUUUUUUUAAUACACAGUCUUUCUGUUGUUAUUUAAGCACCAGUAUGAGGGCUGUGACAGUAAUUUAUCUUUUAGGUCACUAAUCACGUUCAUUUUUACUCUGUACACCAAAGCGUUAAAAUUUCAGGAUUUUCCAUUUUUCUUGAAAUUUAUUCUUUUCUCAAAAUUCACAUUUUUUAUUCAGUAUUACUUAAGCAUUCAUUUUUUUAUUUCAAAUCUGUCAGUUUCUUUAAGCGAAAGGUAAUUUUAAACUGUGUAUUUAAACUCUGUUGCUCAGAGUUACCAGUGCCAAAAAACUUGGGACCUUCUUAAUGUCUGGUACAUCAAGUUCUGGUAAUCUACUGCCUGAGAGCAGAAAUGGUGUCCAGUAACUGAACCAUUACACCCAAUUUCUCUGAGUUGGCUAGAGUUUUACAGGCAUUUGGUGCAGAGUCAGUGCUUGCUUUGCGGACUGGAUCAAAUAAUUGUGUCAACAGAUUUUCAAAGCUUACUUUUUAACUGAUAAUACCCUUUGAUAUUUCAAUAGUUUGGUUGACCUAGUAACUCUCUGCUGAUGCUACACUUCAAAUGUAAAAAUAAUCCGUUAUGAACUCAGUACCAUGGUGUACAAACUGAGCUGGUGGUACCCACCCAGAGAAUGGUUCUAAGCUCUCCGAACUGCUGGAUAAAUUAACCAUUAAGUUUUGUUAUUAAAUAUGCUUUUUUCAAAAGAGUCCAGAAUUUGACGCCAAUUGAAAAGGUCUCGGAGAGAUAUUUUUAUGUGCAUGCUGGGAAAAAUUCAGAUAUUUAGAAGUGGAUUUUGUAGAUCCUAUUUGGCUAGUCCUUUAUAUUUGUUACAAUAGGCUUGUGUCCAUCUUUGUUAAACUUCAUUUCUUUCUUUUUUUCCUUACAGAGAACUAUUGGCAAUACAAAUCAUUUAACUAAACAUUCCAAAUAGGUUAAGAUUAUUGGGAUAAAAAUUUGGAAGAUUUUAGUUUUGGUGCUCUUUGUAUAGUUGUCCAUUGACAUUAUUAUUUAAGGAUGAAUAAAACAUGACAAAAAAUUUGUCUUUUAUUAUUUCUUUUAAGGGGUACAUCACAAAGUAGUUUUACAAAAUAUAAAUUGUGUCUUGUCCAACCACCUGUUUUUCGUUUUUCAGGAGAAUAAACUGGCCAUCAAACUGAGAUUAAAUCAAAAACAUUUCUGGAAGACUGCACUCUUUUUAUUUCAACAUUAAUAUCUGGCCUAAUACUUGUAAUAUGACGUCCUGUGUAAUAUAACUUCUAGUUACACAAUCUACUAAAAGCAAACUUAAAUGCAUUAUCCUAACACCACCUGAAAAUGACUACACUUUUCAUUCAAUUUUUAGAUCAAUCUAAGAGCAAUGAUAAGCAAAUAUAUGCCCCUUAUGAGCAGUAAAAAGGAUUU
This is a messenger RNA of Lingula anatina, 2569 nucleotides long. RefSeq names its product solute carrier family 35 member B1. The record is from RefSeq and is a predicted model, not a curated record. NCBI's taxonomy places the organism in Eukaryota, Metazoa, Brachiopoda, Lingulata, Lingulida, Lingulidae. Gene Ontology annotation, cellular component: endoplasmic reticulum membrane; Golgi membrane. Gene Ontology annotation, biological process: UDP-galactose transmembrane transport. Gene Ontology annotation, molecular function: UDP-glucose transmembrane transporter activity; UDP-galactose transmembrane transporter activity.